Messenger RNA from Heterobilharzia americana, 485 nucleotides. The record is from the annotation of a GenBank genome assembly. NCBI's taxonomy places the organism in Eukaryota, Metazoa, Platyhelminthes, Trematoda, Strigeidida, Schistosomatidae.
AUGGUUUCCAGCAAAUUGGGUUAUCCAUUGGCACUUGUAUCAGGCUUCUUUGCAGCAUGCACAGGCUUGUAUAGUAAAUUAUUGAGUGAGGAUUAUAUAUUCGUCGCGUUAGUAUUCUGGUUCCCGAAUGUAAACAAGAAUGUCCUUUUCAUUGCUACCUAUGGUGGUGCAAUCAUCAUGAAUGCUAUAAUGUGGCUUGCUUUUGUUACUGCUCUCAGUAUGGGUCGAAACAGCGUUGUGGUUAUGGCCACAAACACUCUAUCAAACUUCGCCUUUUCAGCAGUUUUCGGAAGAUGGAUAUUUCAGGAAGAAUUGAAUACCAAGUGGCUCGCCGUGACAUACUUUUUCCUCCUCUUCGGUCCCCCGCAGAUGUUUUUAGAAAGCAGAGCUGUAAGAGUUUCACUUGUCAAAGCUUUAUAUAUUACAUACAAUUCUGCCUCAGUAUCUGGUAGUAUCGUGCUCGAAUAUAACCGACGACGGGCCUU